Molecule: messenger RNA, 1377 nt
Organism: Prorocentrum cordatum
Lineage: Eukaryota; Dinophyceae; Prorocentrales; Prorocentraceae
Source: the annotation of a GenBank genome assembly
AUGGCGAUGCUUAACAUCCCCACUUCCGUCGAUGACCCAGCCUACAGGUACAAGAUGCCUCGGAUCGUCUCGAAGAAAGAAGGUCGAGGUAACGGCAGUAAAACGGGCAUCAUGAACAUGGGUGACGUGGCAGGUGCGCUGAAGAGGAAACCAGAGUACUGCGCAAAGUUCUUUGGGUACGAGCUCGGGGCACAGACUUCUUACUCGAACAACAAAGACACGGGAGAGCGCACUGUCAUCAACGGCCACCACGAGACCAAGGUCUUCCAGGAUCUCCUCGACAAGUUCAUCGAGAAGUACGUCCUGUGCCAGAACUGCAACCUUCCCGAGAUCGACAUGGUGGUCAAGAAGGAUCGGAUCAUGGCAGGUUGCAAGGCGUGCGGCUGGAGUGGAGAGCUGGACCCAGCUCACAAGUUGGCGAACUACAUCGUCAGCCACCCCCCCGACACCGGAAUCGGCUUCGACGCCGACACUGGCAAGAAAGCCAAGGCCAGCAGAGAGGAGCGCCAGAAGGCGCGCGAGGAGCGUAAGCGCCUUGAAGCAGAGGGCGGCGGCGACGCCGCCUCGGACGAGGAGAAGAAGGCAAAGAAGGACAAGAAGGACAAAAAAGAGAAGAAGGAGAAGAAGGCGAAGAAGGAGAAGAAAGAUGAUGGGGAGGACGACGACGAGGACGACGAGGAUGAGGAAGGCGAGAAGAAGGAGAAAAAGGAAAAGAAGGCUAAGAAGGACAAGAAGGACAAGAAAGACAAGAAAGACAAGAAGGAUAAGAAGGAGAAGAAGGAGAAGAAAAAGAAGGCCAAGGACGACUCCGACGACGACGAUGACGAAGACGGCGACAAAUCUGACGAUGACCAGACGACCAAAUACGGGGACGACGCCUGCAAGUCGCUGAUCGCCGACAUGGUCGCGUGGUCAGAGAAGCAGGGGAAGCUAACGCCUUCCGCCCUGUUCGACGAGCUGCGGCCAAUGCAGGUGACCCUGCGCUUUGACAACUCCCUGCGGAUGUUCGUGGUUCUAAGCAUCCUAUUCAAGGAUGGAGACAUGAAGGCGAAGGGUGUCACAGACAAUAAAGCAAUCAUCAAACACUUCGUCACCAACGGGAACGUUGAAUUUCCAGACUGGAUCUGGGGCUUCGACGCGUUCCUCGAUGCUAAUCCGCAGUCCUUGAAAGGCUAUCCGAUGGUGCUGAAGGCGCUAUACGACGAGGAUAUCGCAGAUGAGAGCGGCAUCCUGAAGCACUACAAGGCGGAGAAAAGCACGCCCGGUUUCGAGGCUGCCGCCAAGGUCGCCGCGCCAUUCCUGAAGUGGCUCGAGACCGCCGACGACAGCGACGAGGAGUCCGGCUCCGGCUCCGGCUCUGGGUCCGACUCGGACUGA